ACAGAACCUAAACCAAUGUUUCACUGGGGCAAGUGGAAAAAGAGGAUGGGUGCUAAUAGUUCUUCCAAGAGACCGGUCUUCGACGAGAAAGAAGAUGUGAAUUUUGACCACUUCCAGAUCCUUCGUGCUAUUGGGAAGGGAAGCUUUGGGAAGGUGUGUAUCGUCCAGAAGAGAGACACAGAGAAAAUGUAUGCCAUGAAGUACAUGAACAAACAGCAGUGCAUAGAGAGAGACGAGGUCCGAAACGUGUUUCGAGAGCUAGAGAUCCUACAGGAAAUUGAACAUGUUUUUUUAGUCAACCUCUGGUAUUCAUUCCAGGAUGAAGAAGAUAUGUUUAUGGUGGUGGACCUGCUGCUGGGGGGUGACCUGCGCUACCACCUUCAGCAGAACGUUCAGUUCACAGAGGAUGCUGUCAAAGUCUACCUGUGUGAGAUGACCCUAGCACUGGACUAUCUACAGAGUCAAAACAUUAUACACAGGGAUAUCAAACCUGACAAUAUCCUUCUGGACGAACAAGGGCAUGCUCACCUGACUGACUUUAACAUUGCCACCAUUAUUAAGGAUGGGGAGAGAGCCACAGCGUUAGCUGGAACCAAGCCCUACAUGGCCCCUGAGAUCUUCCAGUCGUUUGUGAGUGGGGGAACUGGCUAUGCUUUCGAAGUGGACUGGUGGUCUCUUGGUGUGACCAUCUUUGAGGUUUUGAGGGGAUGGAGGCCGUAUGACAUCCAUGCCAGUAACUCAGUGGAGUCUCUCAUGCAGCUCUUCAGUACAGUCAGUGUGCAGUACUGCUCUGCCUGGCACAAGGACCUCAUCUCCCUGCUGAGAAAGCUGCUGACAGUGAAUCCUGAGCAUCGUUUCUCCAGCCUGGCCCAGAUGCAGACAGCUCCUUACCUCUCAGACGUUAACUGGGAUGCCGUUUACGAGAAAAAAAUGGAACCUGGAUUUGUUCCUAAUAAAGGUCGCCUGCAUUGUGACCCCACUUUCGAGCUUGAGGAGAUGAUUCUUGAGUCUCGUCCCCUCCAUAAGAAGAAGAAACGCUUGGCCAAAAACAGGUCCCGAGACAACAGCAAGGAUUCACAGUCUGAGAAUGAUUAUCUGCAGGAGUGCCUUGAAGUCGUGCAACAAGAGUUCAUGAUCUUCAACCGAGAAAAGUAA
Messenger RNA from Chanos chanos (milkfish), 1155 nucleotides. RefSeq names its product serine/threonine kinase 32C (gene stk32c). The record is from RefSeq and is a predicted model, not a curated record. The coding region runs from base 16 to 1155 and encodes 379 amino acids. The transcript has 12 exons. Gene Ontology annotation, biological process: regulation of signal transduction; G protein-coupled receptor signaling pathway; protein phosphorylation. Gene Ontology annotation, molecular function: G protein-coupled receptor kinase activity; G protein-coupled receptor binding; ATP binding. Lineage: Eukaryota; Metazoa; Chordata; Actinopteri; Gonorynchiformes; Chanidae.